GUCACUGUAAAUAGUUGUCAUUUUGGUGAAUUUGUAAAUUGUGUAAUAUCUGUGGUAUUCCGUUGAUAAAAUGUUAUUAACCAUGAAGAAAAUGUAAAAAAUGGGCGCAAAAGAUUCGAAAAGGAGUUGUCUGAGCUACGAGGAUGCAGUGAAGCGGAUGACGGAUGCCGAGCUCAAGAGAGUAUGUGAGGCGUUCAAGAGACUGACCAACGGAGGCCAGUACCUGAGCCGCCAGGCGUUCACCCAGAACGUCCUGGGGGACGGCGUCCCGGUGACUAUAGCCGACUGGCUGUACGCGGCUUGCGGGGGCACUUCGCGGGGCAUAGCCUUCCGGGACUUAAUAUGCGGGCUGGUCCUGCUCACAAAGGGCACUCAGGAGGAGAAGAUCAAGUUCCUAUGGACGUUGUACUGCAACGAAUCGGGCACCCAGAUCGUCCGGUCGGAGUUCCAAAGCGCCCUACAGAUCGAGGGGACCCUGCCCCCCUCUGACGGAUCGAACAAAGCGAACCCCUCGUGGGACCGAACGUCGAUAUCUCUCUUCGGCGCCGGCCAAGACAAGGUCACCUUCGAGGAAUUCCGCACCUGGAUAAUUUACAAUAAAGAGGCGACGGUCCUGUCCAAAUGGUUACUCUCUAACCCUUGCGUUUCCUUGAGUUCCGACUUGGAAACGCCCACAUUCUACCAGACGUUGUCUGGCGUUACGCACCUGGAAGAGCAGGACAUCUGCGAGUUGGAGAAGUGCUUCUGGGCACUGCAGAGUGCCUCCACUACGGGCCACCUGGAUUUUAACUGUCUCAAGUCGUUAGUUUCGCCGCCCGUUCCGCUGAAAGCCUGCAAAGGCUUAUUCUUGGCCUUGGACGUCAACAGAGAUGACCACGUGGACUUCAAGGAGCUGUGCUGCGGCAUAUCAGCCGCCUGCCGGGGACCCAUGGUUGAACGGAUGAAAUUUUGCUUCAAGGUAUUCGACAUGGACCGCGACUGCUACCUGAACACGGAGGAGGUGCAGUACAUGACGCAGACCCUGCUCUUCAUAGCCAACGAGAACAAGCUGUCGUACGCCACCCAGUUGUUCCACGAGAACUACACGCAGCCCAAGCGGGACGUCAUGGAAAACGCGCGGAAGGAGUCGCAGAAGAGCAAUUUUGAAACGGAAAUCAUGAAGAGGCACAACAAAGCCCUGGACUCGCUGAACAACCGUCUGGACAAGAACGGCGGACUGACGCAAGAAGACUUUUUAGUGUGGAGCGUCGAAGAUAACAGUCUCGUCACGCCGCUCCUGGAGUUGCUGUUUCAGGUGUGCCACGUGUCCCUGGGGCUGAAGCCGCAGUGCCGUCACGAUGAGUACGAAAUAGUUACCGGGUGGUUGGAGAGGGAGCAGCGCCGCGGCUACAACGUGGGUCAGUUCUGGUACCUGAUCUCGUCCGAGUGGUGGCAGCAGUGGUUGAAUUAUACCACGUCGCCUCGGUCCAAUCUGGAUUACUGCAGUUGCCGCCACGAGCCGAGGAUACCCAUAGAAGAGGGCAUAGUGUGCGACGAGAGUCUGAUCAGCAACACCACGGACUACACGUCCACGUCCAACGACUUCAAUUCUAACAGUAUGGAGUCCAUGGGAGACCUCCUGAGCAGGGGAGACAGUUGCAGCAUCGCCUCCAGCUCGGGGGUGUCCAGCAGCUCCGGCACCGGUUCCAAGAAAAGUUUGGGGCGGCCGGGCCCCAUCGACAACACUAGUCUCGUGAAAGAACCCACAUUUAAAGUUCCCACCUUGACAGGCGAAGGUGGACGUUUGACCAAAGAUAUAACGUUGGUGCAGGGCAACGAUUUCGAGUUGGUACCCGACUCCUUGUGGAAGGCCCUGUCUAUGUGGUACGGGGGUCCGUUACCGUUACCGAGGCAAGUUAUAAGGCCCCCGGGUCGCACCGAAGUCGAGCUGGAGCUCUACCCGUUGAAUCUGAGGAUACUACGGCACCAGUCGGUAGGAAGUACGUCGUCUUGGGGCAGCGUCGUGGGAGGGUACGGAGCGGCUUUGACCACGGCGGGUCUGACUUCGAGCGUUACCGCCGCUAUUAGCCGCCGUCUCACUCACACCGCCGCUUUCUCCCGCCUGGCGACCGUACAGCAAGUCACGGACUUCCUCUGUCACCGUUUAUCGCUGACGUCCGAAGACGCAAGGCUGUGGCUGCUGCGGGAGCACUCGUCGAGCCUUCUCGAUGAUGACAACAUGACCCUUCAAGAUCUGAACAUCGUCGACGGCGACCAAAUCCUCCUGGAGGUCCGAAACAAAGAUUUAACCUGGCCGGAAGAGCUGAGUCAGCUGACGCCCAACGGCGGUCACGAUAUCGGGUUGAGCGUGGAGAGGAGGCCCACGAUAUGCCUCCCGCCAGGCGCCACGGGACUGCACAAUCUGGGCAACACCUGUUUCAUGAACGCGGCCCUGCAGGCCGUUUCGAACACGAGACCUCUGACCAUGUACUUUCAGCGCGACGCUCAGUUGUCCGAGUUGAACUGCACGAACCCGCUCGGCACGAAGGGGGUCGUGGCAAGGCGUUACGCCGAGCUGUGCAGAGAGCUCUGGGCGGGCUCGACGAGGAGCGUGGCCCCCUUGAAGCUGAGAUGUUGCGUGACGAAGCACGCGCCUCUGCUCGGAAGUGGCGGUCAGCACGAUUCGCAGGAACUUUUGGCGUGGUUAUUGGAUUCUCUGCACGAGGACCUCAACAGGGUGGCCAACAGGCAGUAUACGGAGUUGAACGACAGUGGCGGGCGACCCGACGAGGUCGUCGCGGAGGAAGCUUGGCAGCAGCAUCUGGCGACGAACCAUUCCAUCAUCACCGAUCUUUUCUACGGGCAGUUAAAGAGCAAAGUGACGUGCCAAGUUUGCGGGCACGAGUCCGUACGCUUCGACCCGUUCAACCUCCUCAGCUUGCCGUUGCCCAUGGAAAGCUACAUCCUCUGCGAAGUACUAGUUGUCCGCUUGAACGGCGACUGCCCGGUGAAGUACGGCGUCCGUCUCAACUCCGAAGCGAGAUACCUAGAGCUCAAGGUGCAACUGUACGAGUUGUGCGGCGUGAAACCGGACAGGCUGCUGCUGGCCGAGGUGGCCUACUGCCAGAUCCGGGUGUUAUUGCCGGACGAGAGCCGCGUCAACUCCAGCACGGUCACCGAAUUGUACGCUUACGAGCUGCCUGACGUGGACGACGUCGCGGGGACCGAUGAGGGUGAGAACGAAACAGAGGAGGAAAUGGGAAUACCCGACAGCCCGUUGGCCCGAAGCCCAGAGGUAAGCGCUGGUUCGGCACUUUGCAUGCCCAACAUUCUAUGCUUCAAGCACAACAAGAAAAGAUCGGAGCUGGGCCACAACAGGCCCGUCCCCUUGAAAAAAUCCAGCAUCUCCAUACAUUCCGGCUCGUCCGCCACCUCCGCUUCCUCGGAAUCCAGUCAGAAGUGGCCGCGCUACCUCAUCGCCGUGCACCGGAAGUGCGUCAGACAGGAGACCUACUUCCUGUCGCAGCAGAAGAGCAAACCGAGCCUGUUUGGGCUGCCGCUGCUGCUCGGCUUCGACCAGAGCAGCAACUGCCAGAGCUUGUACGAGGCCGUUUGGGGGCAGGUGACGCGGCUGCUGAGUCCGAUGCCGCAGAGCGACCAGACCAAUCACGCCACCGACUGUUACAGCGACGACUCCCUCGGGUACGCCUUUCCGUUCACGUUGAAGGCGGUGCUGCAGGGCGGGCAGAUCUGCGCCAUCUGUCACUGGACGAAGUUCUGCAGGGGGUGCGUGCUGCCUUGCUCCGACGAGCUGGUGGCGGAGAAGUGCAGGGGGAGCCAGGGGACCAUGUAUAUUGCCAUCGACUGGGACCCGACGGCGCUGCACCUGCGGUACCAGAGCAACAGGGAAAAGCUUUGGCAAGAACACGAAUCGGUGGCUAAUUGCAGGAAGCUGCACACCGAACCGAUCGACUUAGACUACUGCCUGAAGGCUUUCACGUCGGAGGAGCGUCUGGAAGAAAAAUACCACUGCAGCAGCUGUCGGGAGCGCCAACCCGCCACCAAGAAGCUCCAGAUCUGGCGGCUGCCCCCGAUACUGAUCAUACACCUAAAACGCUUCGACUGCGUCAACACCAAAUGGGUGAAGACGCAGAAAGUGGUGAACUUCCCGUUCAAAGACUUCGACCCGACCGCCUAUCUCGCCUCCGUGCCCCAGGAGACCAUCCUGAGACACAGGCAACUGCAGCAGGAGAAGGCGCACCGUGACGAGCUGGAAUCGUCCGUGGAGAGCCAGCCGGAGCGGAUAGCGGAAGAAUCCGAGACGCAGGCGAACGGUACUCCCUCUGUCGAGACUGACGAAGGCGGUAACGGCUGUUCGGACGUUAAAAACGUCUCUGAACGGGGUAGACCGAUGAAAGCGAACGAUAAGGGGUCCGCGGCGGAUAGCGGCAAGGCUGCGAAGAGUAAGGUGAACGAGAGGACGGGGAUGAUCAGGACGAGAUUGGAGUCUACCAGUUUGGCCAAGACGCCGAUUAUCGACGAACACCUGAAGGAUUACCACCAGCACCAGUUGCUGCCGGGGCAGGACCCCUUCGAUCUGAGAUACCAGCUUUACGCGGUUGUGAGCCACUCGGGCCUGCUGAGCACGGGCCAUUACAUCUCGUACGCCUGCAACCCCAACGGCCACUGGUACUGCUACAACGACAGCUCCUGUCGCGAAGUCGUCACCGACUCUGACCCCACCAACAGCAAUAAGUCCACCCUCUCGCUCAGCUCCAAGGGCUCGACGGGGUGCACCCCCCUCAGCAGACGUAAGAACAUGCCGAGGAAGCUCAGCACCGGCAGCAAUAACUCCGACGAUUCGGAGAAGAGGGAACGAACCGCGCCGCUCGCCUCCAUCGACACCUCCCUGGCGUCAUCCGACACCCUGGCCGGGUCCCGUUCCGGUUCCGUCUCCUCCGUGGACAAGUGCUGCGGCUCGGAGGGCGAGAGAGCCCCGAGGGACUCGCCCUACUCCAGCCGGAAGUCCCUCAACAGCUAUAGGUGCCCCUACGGGGACGUCAAGGUGCCGAAGAUCGACACCAGCUCGGCGUACAUUCUCUUCUACGAGCGGUCGGGGCUGGACUACAAGCCGUACCUCCCGAGGGUGCCGAACGGCCUCGGGAAACAAGUGCCUGUGGAAGAUUUGGAUGAGAACGAAUCGGAGAAACAGACGUGUUCUAUACAGUAAGGUUAGGUGUUAAGUAGGCGAAUUUAUUCGUUUGUUUUGGAUUCUAUUGAGUUUUUGUUUGUUCUUUUUUUCUUGGAAAAGUAUUUGAAGUUUCUCUGAAGAGUCGGAUUUUGUUGGUUGCUCGCCGUCUUGGACGGUAAAUUCCGGUGUUUUUAAUGUGGUUAAAAUUGCGUGCCGUCAUUGUAACGCUUCGGAAAACAGGUAAGUUACAGGGUAAAAUUUACGUGUUACGCACGUUUCUGUAUUCGUUUCCGUACUGUAAUGGUUUGAACGUACUGUUAUUUUUUUCAUCAUCGAUUGGUGGGAGACGAGUGAUUUUCAUCUUUUAUUUACGGCGGGGUGUGUGCCAAGCUGGUAAAUUGGGAAUUAUCGGGGAAUUUCGUAGAUCUGGAAAUGUCACAAAAAGGAUUUUUACAUACACCCUCACUUGGAUUGGAUUUUUCAUCCCGCUUCUGAUUUUUCGACAGUUCGAGGUUACUUUUUGCUCGAACGCUUUCGAGGACUGUUUUCAUAGAAACUUUCCAACCAAAAUUGCUUUUCCCUCCAAAUUAUAACCCUGUUUUUCCGUGUCUAUCCGGGAGGCGUGUCUUUUUUUACGUGCCACAGGGAAAAUUCAAAGUCGUUCUCAGUUGUCAUUGAUUAGUUAGAUUUAGUAUUAUUUAUGUUAACGUUUGAAAGAUCUAUUUUAUUUAUAGCCUUGUAUUUAUGUUACGAGGGAUUAUUAUUGUGAUUCGUUAUCGCUGAUGCCUAAUUGAAAAUACUGUUACUUCAUAGAGCUUAUUUAGGAACAGGUUAUUUCUUUUUCUGUAAAAUAGGUGUACCAAAGAUAUUUUAAAAUAAAUCUGUCGUCGAGAGCGAUUCUGUUGGUGAGAUUGUGUGAUCUUGUCGAAUUACUUUUAAGUUGUACAUUCUUUCCUAGUCUGAUAUUUUAAUAAUUCCAUUACUUUUAAGAUAUUUUAACAUGUUAUGAUUGAUGCAAGUUAUUCCAUUUAUGUAUAUGCAAUAUGUUAUACAGUUAUAUGGUGCCAUUACAUGAUAAAUAAAGCUUGUACGUUGUUUA
Anoplophora glabripennis (Asian longhorned beetle) is the source of this 6269-nucleotide messenger RNA. It is a transcript of the gene Usp32, whose product is annotated as ubiquitin carboxyl-terminal hydrolase 32. The record is from RefSeq and is a predicted model, not a curated record. NCBI's taxonomy places the organism in Eukaryota, Metazoa, Arthropoda, Insecta, Coleoptera, Cerambycidae. The transcript has 22 exons. Gene Ontology annotation, molecular function: calcium ion binding; cysteine-type deubiquitinase activity. Gene Ontology annotation, biological process: protein deubiquitination. Gene Ontology annotation, cellular component: Golgi apparatus. The coding region runs from base 101 to 5209 and encodes 1702 amino acids.